This is a messenger RNA of Dendrobium catenatum, 1325 nucleotides long. RefSeq names its product ribonucleoside-diphosphate reductase large subunit. Gene Ontology annotation, molecular function: ATP binding; ribonucleoside-diphosphate reductase activity, thioredoxin disulfide as acceptor. Gene Ontology annotation, cellular component: ribonucleoside-diphosphate reductase complex. Gene Ontology annotation, biological process: deoxyribonucleotide biosynthetic process; DNA replication. The record is from RefSeq and is a predicted model, not a curated record. NCBI's taxonomy places the organism in Eukaryota, Viridiplantae, Streptophyta, Magnoliopsida, Asparagales, Orchidaceae.
GGAUGCUUUUUUAUUUGAGAGAGAGAAUUAGAAUGAGGCACAUCAAAAGUAUUUCAUCUCAAUGUUUGUAAUCUCCUAAUAAUUCCACAUCAAAAAUAUAUUCAAAUGAAGCCGGAAAUAAAAGCUUUCCAUAGCGCAAGUGCGCGCCGAAGUUCGAAAGGAAAGAGCUCUGCGACCGCAACUCAAAUUUUGGCGCCAGUAUUUUGAAAUCCAAAGGCUUCCGAGAGAAGGAAUGCAAUCCCUUGCCAUUAAAUUCCCGCUUUCUCUUCUAUCGAAACCCAGUUACUUACUCUUCUGAUCUUCCCUAUUCUAACCUACCACCCGUUCGACGAAAUCCGUCACCGAAAUCAUCAUCGAAAUUCAACAUGUACGUCGUCAAGAGGGACGGGAAACGGGAGACGGUCCACUUCGACAAGAUAACGGCUCGCUUGAAGAAGCUGAGCUACGGUUUGAACAGUGAUCACUGCGAUCCUGUGCUUGUGGCACAAAAGGUUUGCCUUGGCGUCUACAAAGGAGUAACCACUAGCCAACUAGAUGAGCUCGCGGCUGAGACCGCUGCUGCUAUGACGGCUAAUCACCCUGACUAUGCAUUGCUCGCGGCAAGGAUUGCAGUUUCAAAUCUGCACAAGAAUACUAAGAAGUUAUUCUCAGAGACUAUUAAGGAAAUGUACCAUCAUGUCAGUCAGAAAUCAGGCCAGAAGGCCCCUUUGAUUGCUGAUGACGUUUAUGUGAUAGUGAUGAAGAAUGCAGCUUGUUUGGACAGCGAAAUUAUAUAUGAUCGGGAUUUUGACUAUGAUUAUUUUGGUUUUAAAACGCUUGAGAGAUCCUACCUUUUGAAAGUUUCUGGGAAGGUUGUGGAAAGACCUCAGCACAUGUUGAUGAGGGUUUCUGUUGGGAUCCACAAAGAUGAUAUUGAGUCUGCAAUAAAAACAUAUAAUUUGAUGUCUCAGCGAUGGUUUACACAUGCCUCCCCUACCCUCUUCAAUGCAGGCACUCCUAAGCUUCAGUUAAGCAGUUGCUUCUUGGUCUGCAUGAAAGAUGAUAGCAUUGAUGGGAUUUAUGAUACUUUAAAGGAGUGUGCAGUUAUUAGCAAGUCUGCUGGAGGAAUUGGUGUGUCAGUUCACAAUAUUCGUGCCACUGGAAGUUACAUCCGUGGAACAAAUGGAACAUCAAAUGGUAUUGUUCCCAUGUUGCGAGUAUGUAAUGAUACUGCUCGUUAUGUUGAUCAAGGGGGUGGAAAAAGGAAAGGUGCAUUUGCCGUCUAUUUGGAGCCUUGGCAUGCUGAUGUUUUUGAGUUUCUUGACCUCAGGAAAAACCAUGGGAAG